Molecule: messenger RNA, 2888 nt
Organism: Cervus elaphus (red deer)
Lineage: Eukaryota; Metazoa; Chordata; Mammalia; Artiodactyla; Cervidae
Gene: SLC22A1
Product: solute carrier family 22 member 1
Exons: 10
Coding region: 114-1787 (557 amino acids)
Biological process (GO): transmembrane transport
Cellular component (GO): membrane
Source: RefSeq, a predicted model, not a curated record
GACAGCAAUUAGACUUCAGACCAGCCCAUUGCAGAGAAACCCACAUAAGACCCUGACCCCGGGCUCUGCGGCCGCUGUGGUCUGCUCAGAGCGAUGUGCGUGGAGGCUCAGUCAUGCUCACCGUGGACGAUGUUCUGGAGCAGGUCGGGGAGUUCGGCUGGUUCCAGAAGCAAGCCUUCCUGAUCCUGUGUCUGUUCUCGGCCGCCUUCGCCCCCAUCUACGUGGGCAUCGUCUUCCUGGCCUUCACCCCGGACCACCGCUGCCGGAGCCCCGGGGUGGCGGAGCUGAGCCGGCGAUGCGGCUGGAGCCUGGCGGAGGAACUCAACUACACAGUGCCCGGCCCGGGACCUGAGGGUCAGUGCCUCCGCUACGCGGUGGACUGGAACCAGAGCUCCCUCGGCUGCCUGGAACCGCUGGCCGGCCUGGCCGCCAACGGAAGCCCCCUGCCCCUGGGCCCCUGCGAUCAGGGCUGGGUGUACGACACGCCCGGCUCCUCCAUCGUGACUGAGUUUAACCUGGUGUGUGAUGACUCUUGGAAGGUGGACCUCUUUCAGUCCUGUGUGAACCUGGGCUUCUUCCUGGGCUCUCUGGGUGUCGGCUACAUCGCAGACAGGUUUGGCCGCAAAGUGUGCCUCUUCACCUCCACCCUCAUCAGCGCCGUCUUGGGCGUCCUCACGGCCGUGGCUCCAAACUACACGUCCCUGCUGCUCUUCCGCCUGCUGCAGGGGCUGGUCAGCAAGGGCAACUGGACGGCUGGCUACACCCUGAUCACAGAGUUCGUGGGUCUGGGCUACAGACGGACGGUGGCGAUCCUCUUCCAGUUGGCCUUCACCGUGGGGCUUGUGCUGCUCUCGGGACUGGCCUACAUCCUCCCGCACUGGCGCUGGCUGCAGCUGGCCGUCUCCCUGCCCGUCUUCCUGCUCCUCUUCUGCUACUGGUUUGUGCCCGAGUCCCCCCGAUGGCUGUUAUCGCAAAAGAGAAACACUCAGGCGAUAAAGAUCAUGGGCCACAUCGCCCAGAAGAACGGGAAGCUGCCUCCUGCCGACCUGAAGAUGCUGUCUCUCGAGGAGGACGUCACUGAGAAGCUGAGCCCCUCGUUCGUAGACCUGUUCCGCACGCCCAACCUGAGGAAGUACACCUUCAUUCUGAUGUACCUGUGGUUCACCAGCUCCGUGGUCUACCAGGGCCUAAUCAUGCACGUGGGCGCCACCGGCGGGAACCUCCACCUGGACUUCCUCUAUUCCGCCCUGGUCGAGUUCCCUGCGUCCUUCAUCAUCCUCGUCACCAUCGACCGCUUCGGCCGCCGCUACCCGCUGGCCAUGUCCAACCUGGCGGCGGGGCUGGCCUGCUUCAUCAUGGUCUUUAUCCCACACGAUCUGUCCUGGCUGAAUAUCGCGGUAGCUUGUGUCGGCCGAAUGGGGAUCACCAUCGUGUUCCAGAUGGUGUGUCUGGUCAAUGCCGAGCUGUUCCCUACGUUCAUCCGCGGCUUUGGGGCUGGUUGCCGGGGGAAUGACACUGCUUCUUCCAGAGACCAAGGGGAUCACUUUGCCAGAGACCAUCGAGGAUGCCGAGAACCUGCAGAGGAAAGCAAAACCCAAAGAAAACAAGAUUUACCUUCAGGUUCAAACAUCAGAACUCAACGCACAGGCACCCGAGAGAGAUGCUUCGCAGGGGACCGCGUGGCAGAAAUGAGGACCGAGUUCUCACCUGGAGAGAUGUUCAGAAGCCCUGAGCUCUUCCUCCCACCCGCCUGCCCUCAAACCAAUACCAGUUCUAAAGAGUGCUAACUGUGCUUUGUUCUAUUUUGUUUUCUUGAAGUCUCUCAAAGCUCUGGCUGUCUUUUAUCUGCUUAUCUUCUCUAGUGAGAGCUGUUGGUGGUUAGCAGGUACUUACUUAUCGAAAGUAUUUUGAAAGCCCAGUAGCACUUAAAUACUCUUAGACCAGAGGCGUCCGUCAUUGGUUUCCUAAAAUAAGAAUUGUUUUAUUCACUCUCUGUAAGAAAACGUCUUUGUAGGCAUCAUGUUGGCAAAAGUAUUUUAGCACGUAGGCUCCUUGGAGGACUACUGGUUUAUGAACAUGGUGACUCUUCCAGCCAACUCUACCCUAAGCAUGCUUAUACACCUGUGAUGGCACAAAACCGGCUCCUUAUUCCAAGACCAGAAGGUCUAUAAGACUUUUGGGGGGAAGAGUUUCUGUGACCCGCAUUUUAGGAAUGCUUUAUUCUAUUUCACUCUUGCUUUUAGUUCUUAUUGGUGAUUCUAGAAGAUGAAGUCAUUUGCGAACAAUGGAAUAUCACAGUGAACCUAUCAGAAAGAAGAGUUCAGCUUACUUCUUUUUAUAAUUUUUAAAAGACAUUUUUUUACUUCACUGACUGGCGUGUGGGAUCUUAGUUCCCUGACCACAGAUUGAACACAUGUCCCCUGUAUUGGAAGCGUGGAGUCAACCCACUGGACCACCGGGGAAGUCCCAAGUUCAAUUUACUCUGAGUUAGUAGUAACUGGCUCAAGUUCUAGUUCAAGAAGUGAUUUCGUUCCUGGAGAACACAGAAAGUUUAUUCAUUUUAAAAGUUCUUUACUCGUGAGACAAACCACAAAUGAGGACCCUUCAGAACACACUGUGGGAGAAAAGAUUCUAAUGCAAAUUGGAGGCGUGAUCAAAGACAUGUGGUUGUAUUAUAAACACUUCUGGCCAGAUUGGCUAACCCAAGGGAUGGCCUCGCGGACUUGAGAUGUCAGGAUUUCGUUCUGGGCAGCAUCUGAUCUUCCUUUGAGAGUGGACAUGGGCUAAUUGGAAACCUGAAACUCUGCUGUUGGUAAAAGAACAAAAACAAAAAAAUCAGCUAGAUUUGAAUUUUUAAAAUUGUAAAUAAAUAAAUAACCAAAACAAAA